CAGAACGAAACACGGGAGUUUCGGAAUAUUGAUUACAUUGGCUCCACCUAACGUUUGUUAAAACUUGUUUUGGUCAUUACAGGUUCAAUUCAUGACUUGCGGAAUCUGGAUCGCCGUUUGUUUUCCAAUUGCUUUUGCUAUUAUCUUACAGUACUUAUACAACAAAGAAGACCAAACUUCUCUCUCUCUUGUUGCUAGAAUGGCAGAGGGAUCAGAAAGUAACCCAGAUAGUAGAAUUGAGGAAUAUAAAAAAAUGAACAAAAGUGCAUUUAUUCUGGGCUACACAGGGGAAGUUGGGAAAGUUCUUUUGGAAGAAGUGUUAAAAGGAGGGACUUUUAGUCGAGUGGUAGCGAUUGGCAGACGUAAAGUGGAAUACAAAGAUGAAAUAUACAAAAAUUUGGAACAAGAAAUAGUGGAUUUUGACAAGCUUGAAGACCAUGCAAAAGUAUUUGAAGGCAUUGAUGUGGGUUUCUGCUGUUUAGGGACCACAAGAGGGAAAGCUGGAGUGGAAGGAUUCAAAAGGGUUGAUUAUGACUACGUAGUAAAUUCUGGCAAGAUGGCUAAAGCAGGAGGAUGUAAACAUUUCCACUUGGUCUCAUCGCAGGGAGCAGAUAAAAACAGUUUCUUUCUGUAUCCCAAAACAAAGGGUUUAGCUGAAGAAGCACUUACCAAUAUGAGUUUUGACAGACUGUCAAUAUAUAGACCAGGAGUACUGAUGUGCAACAGACAGGAGAGCCGCCCUGGUGAAGCAAUUUUCCGUGCUUUAGUGACGCCAAUUCAUAAAGCAUUCCCAGGUGCUAUGUCAACAUCAACACUUACUGCAGCAAAGGCUAUGAUAAACUGCACAGUGCUUCCAAAGGAUAAAAGUGUAGAAAUAUUUGAAAACAAAGCCAUACAUCGCCUUGCUGGAGAGAGGAAGUAAUAAACUAAACAGUUGUUAUCUAAUUGAAGAAAUAUGAAAUAGGUAAUGAAUUUGGUUGAUUUAAAGUAAAAUAUUCAUGUACACCCAAUAUUAAAUAUCAUGAUACUGCUGCAGUAGUUUGGAAUGAAAAUUUUCACUUUAUAUGUAGGUUUAUAUAGAAAAAAAUAGCUACAGAGCUCAAGUUCAUGUGAAGAUAUUGUAAAAUACAAACAAUUUUUAUCUAACUCAGUUUUUUAAUUGCUCUAAUUUGUGCCACUACUGGUCUUUUUAAUCAAUAUUGACAUGUAUUGAUCUUGUUUUACUUUAAUUUAUUUGUUAUAUUUAAUUCACAAAAAAAUCUUAAUGGGCGGUGUGAUCAUUGUUAUGAAAA
Molecule: messenger RNA, 1292 nt
Organism: Lingula anatina
Lineage: Eukaryota; Metazoa; Brachiopoda; Lingulata; Lingulida; Lingulidae
Product: protein HTATIP2
Biological process (GO): import into nucleus
Cellular component (GO): cytoplasm
Source: RefSeq, a predicted model, not a curated record